AUGGACUCAAACAACUGGCGAGUCAAACGGGAGCCCGUCAAAGAUGGUGGCGGGGGAUUCACAACCCCAAACGCGCGGUCAUCGCAACAAUGGGGCAAACCCAAUCGAGAUUCAGACCCAAAUCAGCAAAGGCCUCAAGCGUUGCCCUCGUGGGGCGCAAUGCCGGUGUAUACUGAAAAUCGACCGCUUUAUCGGGGAGGCUCAAAUCCUACCACAGGCCCGUUUUCUCGCCCGAUACCAAGGGGACUCCACGUCAUAAUCAAAGACCCUCAAGCAGAGGAAGCGAUAGCUCAAGGUCGUCGGAUCUAUGUGGGAAAUCUCCCAUAUGAUGCGAAAAUCAAUGAUAUUCGGGCCUUGUUCGCAGAUAUAUCACACCUCAUUCAGGAUAUUAGCAUGUCCGUGGAUCCAAUGACUGGUCGAAAUCCCUCAUAUUGUUUUGUUGAUUUCACUACUAAGGAAGCGGCCGAGAAGACCAUAGAGCAGUUUAAUGGAGUUCCUUUCAUGAAGCGGCCGUUGAAAGUCCGGCCAAGCGUAAAGCCCGGAACAGGUACAGGCCGUUAUCAUCUGCAGGGCGGCAGCGAAAGUCAAAGCCGUGCCACCAGUACCGAUUCUCCAGCACAGGAGCCGACACAGAACGAAACCGGGAGCCCUUACGUCUUCGAUCGAUGGCGGCGCCUUAAUGCUCAGAUCGACCUAGAGAAUCUGAAUAGCGCGGCCAUGGAAGAGUGCCGGCGCCUCGAUGUUGGCGGCCUUCCACGGUUUCCUGAUCAGCCUACCACCAACCUGAAAAUGCGAGAACUCUUCAAGGAUUAUAACGUUGAGGUGGUCAGCAAGUUACGCCCCCCGCCUAAAUCCAUCAAAGAGGUUGCUGGAAACCAUUACCAUUGCUUCGUGGAUCUUCGAACUAAAGAGGAAGCUGAUCACGCAGUGUCAGCGUUAAACGAAACUGACAGGUUUAACUGGACUAUCACUGUAUUGAAAUUGGAAGGUAUUUCGACCAAACUCCACGAGAGAGAGCGAGUGUACAUAUACAGCUUGCCACGAAGGUUUGAUGAUAGGACUCUGGUGAACGAGGUCAAGGGAUUGCUGGAGCCGUUCGGGGAGCUCAGGUUCGUCAGCGACAUCUUCAACCACCGUCCAACGAAGGACGGAGAACCAUCAAACUGGUGCUGUUGUUAUGUCGAGUUUGCUGAAGGUAAACAAGCUGAUGCAGCAAUACACGCGCUAGAUAAGGUAGGGGAAGUACGAGGUUGUAAGAUCACUGUUGGGGCAAGGCCCCGAGGCGCUUUAGAAGAGCACUUCUCGAAACCCGAGUAG
Venustampulla echinocandica is the source of this 1317-nucleotide messenger RNA. RefSeq lists its product as uncharacterized. The coding region runs from base 1 to 1317 and encodes 438 amino acids. The transcript has a single exon. The record is from RefSeq and is a predicted model, not a curated record. Gene Ontology annotation, molecular function: RNA binding. Lineage: Eukaryota; Fungi; Ascomycota; Leotiomycetes; Helotiales; Pleuroascaceae.